Molecule: messenger RNA, 1801 nt
Organism: Juglans regia (Persian walnut)
Lineage: Eukaryota; Viridiplantae; Streptophyta; Magnoliopsida; Fagales; Juglandaceae
Product: probable protein phosphatase 2C 27
Exons: 5
Coding region: 431-1594 (387 amino acids)
Biological process (GO): protein dephosphorylation
Molecular function (GO): cation binding; protein serine/threonine phosphatase activity
Source: RefSeq, a predicted model, not a curated record
ACCACAAACCAACAAGUUCGUCUCCUCUCUCUCUCUCUCUCUAUCUCUCUCUCUCUCAUAGAGACCUCUUCUCAGGGUUUCUUCGAUUACCUGUUAGCGAAGAGAAAAGGAAGAAGCAUCCGAAUCUUCAUCGUCAUCGUCAUCGUCAUCGUCUUCUAUAUUCUUCUUUCUACCGUUGAUUGAUAACUUGAAGGACUUUAAUAAAGUGAAGUUUGCAAAUUUGGGCUGCUUGUGGAGCUUCCAUUCUGGACAGAUCCAACGAAUUUGAGUUGCUUGAUCUGGAAUUUGGUUGCCACGUAACAAUACUGAAGUGGGUUUUGCUUUGGAACCGUCUUAAACUUAGGUUAUUCGUGGAUUCUUGCAAAGGGAUUUGUUUGGUUGAGUUAAAGGUGUCGUGCUGAGUAAUUAAAUUUAUGAUUUGGAACGGGUUAUGGCUGCGGGUAUGGAUCUUUCGCCUCCAUUUGCUAUAUUAGAAGGUGGUUACAAUAACAUGGAUAAUGUAUCAACUAUGGAAGAUCAGAGCUCGGAGAGCUUGAAUAAUUUGAAAAAAGUGACAAAUGGAAAACCUCCACGGCAUCUUUCAGUUAUGCGGCAUAGCAUGAGCUCGAUGAGGCUGCUGGCCACUGCUGAGUUGGAUUUGGAUGUCAGUAUUAUUUCCAGUAAAUCUCCUUCUGAUGAAAAGUCAGAUUUCUUACCCAUGCUCCGCUCAGGGAGCUGUGCAGAAAGAGGACCUAAACAGUACAUGGAGGAUGAGCACAUAUGUGUAGAUAAUCUUAUUGAAUAUCUAGGUGCAACUGCUGACUUCCCUUCUCCUGGGGCUUUCUAUGGGGUGUUUGAUGGCCAUGGAGGUACAGAUGCAGCAUCAUUUGUCAGACAUAACAUCCUUAGAUUCAUAGUUGAGGACUCCCAAUUCCCAAUCUGUGUGGAGAAGGCAAUUAAGAGUGCUUUUGUUAAAGCUGAUUAUGCAUUUGCUGAUGCCAGUUCUCUUGAUAUCUCCUCUGGCACCACUGCUCUAACUGCACUUAUUUUUGGCAGGACAAUGAUAAUUGCAAACGCCGGGGAUUGUCGUGCAGUUGUCGGGAGGCGAGGUAGGGCAAUCGAGAUGUCGAAGGACCAUAAACCCAAUUGCACAUCUGAAAGAAUAAGAAUUGAGAAACUUGGCGGUGUCAUAUAUGAUGGCUACCUCAAUGGCCAAUUAUCUGUGGCUCGUGCUUUAGGAGACUGGCACAUGAAGGGGCCCAAAGGUUCUGCCUGCCCUUUAAGUGCAGAACCAGAGUUGCUGGAGACAUGCCUGACUGAGGACGAUGAGUUCUUGAUAAUGGGUUGCGAUGGCCUGUGGGAUGUAAUGAGCAGCCAGUGUGCUGUCACUAUGGCGAGGAAAGAAUUGAUGCUCCACAAUGAUCCUGAAAGAUGCUCAAGAGAGCUGGUCAGAGAGGCACUCAAGCGCAACACCUGUGAUAAUUUAACGGUUAUUGUGGUUUGUUUUUCUUCAGACCCUCCCCCUCGGAUAGAGAUACCUCAAUCCCGAGUUAGGAGGAGUAUAUCAGCGGAAGGAUUGAAUUUACUCAAAGGCGUAUUGGACUGUAAUUCAUGAUUAGGAAGGGGAAUGGUUGAAAGAUUGAUGUACAUAUAUUGAGGUGACUAUUGGUUAAGGGCAUUUUAGCCCCUGAGCUGCUGCUGCAGCCAUUUACUUGGGCUACUCCCACUGCACUUGUUGCUCUUGUUCUUUUUGUUGCCCCCUUUUCGAUGGCUGACAUUCAGCCUCAUUCAUAGAAAUAAAAUUAUGUAGGAUUGAUUUUCA